AUGCGUUGUAUCCUUUUGAUUUCAUUUGCAUCGAUAUUGUGGCUAGGACUUGGCGAUGCUGAGGAUAGUCCGGGAUUCUUUUUGAAAAUUACCAAAAAUGUACCACGCUUAGGCAAAAGAUCCGACAAGGAUUUCGGCCACGGACUUUGGGGUAAUUACAAGUCGGUGCCACGAAUGGGCAGGAGUGUACUAAGUGACAAUGAAUUAAAUACCCUCGUACAUUGGCUAAAGCAAAUAAAAUCAAUGAAAUCGGUUGGCAAACGGGUUCUCAUGAGUCCCCAAUUGUCAUUACUGGCCUCAGAAAAUGAAUUGAGUGUAGUGCAGCCGGUAAAUUCGAAUACAUUGAGAGAAUUAUUGAAUAAGAAUGCAAUACCACGUGAUAAUGUCAAGUUUGUCCAUUGGAAAGAUUUCGAUCGAGCUUUACAAUUGGAUGCUGAACUCUAUGGUAAAGUUAGCUCUUUGGGCCUGAAGCCAGAUCAGCUAUUAAAACAAGGCAUCAGCGUGGGUAAUUAUAUUCCGCUAAUGGAAAAUGCUGUCGAUGCAGAUGGUACAGAUUAUGCUCUCUAUACACGUGAUGGCGGUUUUGAUGGCCCUUAUGCUUCGGAAUUUUUAAGAUAUAAUAGUUAUUAG
Messenger RNA from Musca vetustissima, 630 nucleotides. RefSeq lists its product as uncharacterized. The coding region runs from base 1 to 630 and encodes 209 amino acids. Lineage: Eukaryota; Metazoa; Arthropoda; Insecta; Diptera; Muscidae. The record is from RefSeq and is a predicted model, not a curated record. The transcript is spliced from 2 exons.